ACCUUUUCCCUCUUCCAGAUCUCUAUCUCUCUUCCUCUUCUUUACCUCAAUCUCCUUUCUGUUUUUUCUUCCACACUCACUGUAUAAGUAUGCUCAUUUCUUCUUCUCACAUGUACAGGCUUUGAAGCACCAUUUCCUUCCUUUGUGUUCAACUCAUCUGUUCAGAAAAAUCUGAGACACCCAGAAGGGAAAAUAUUGAGAUUUGAGGGAGGAGCAUAUGGGGUUUUCUGGGUUCAGUGCAAGCCUUUGUGUUGUGGGUCUUAUCUUAGUUCUUUCAGGUGGUGGUUGUGAAGGAAAGGCAAACGACAACCUGAGAUUCAUUACUUGGAGUGAUUUCACAGUGCGGAGGGCUAGACCCUUGUUGACUGUGAAAUGUCGGAAUAAUACAACCAAAGUUAUCGUUGUGGACAAGAAUGGAGGGGGUGAUUCAGACACAGUUCAAGGUGCAGUCGAUAUGGUUCCCGUGCAAAACAAACAGAGAGUGAAGAUUCAGAUUCGUCCUGGAAUUUACAGAGAAAAGGUGUAUGUACCUGCAUCCAAGCCAUACAUUUCAUUCAUUGGGAGCCAAAUUCGGUCUGAUGAUGUGGUGAUUACUUGGCACGACAAAGCAUCAGAUUUGGACUCCAAUGGGUUUCGAUUGGGAACAGUCAGAACAGCUUCUGUGACUAUAGAAUCUGAUUAUUUCUGUGCAGCAGGGAUCACCAUUGAGAAUUCAGUGGUUGCAAGGCCUGGAGUGCCUGGAAUGCAAGCAGUGGCACUCAAUAUAAACGGUGAUAAAGCCAUGUUCUACAAUGUCAGGCUCUUGGGAGCACAGGACACCCUCAUGGAUCUGUCUGGAACACACUACUUUAACCAGUGUUACAUCCAAGGAAGCAUUGACUUUAUCUUUGGUGGGGCAAGAUCAAUCUAUCAGGGAUGUGUCAUUGAAUCAAUAGCGACAACUUCAGGAGCAAUUGCAGCUCAUCGCAUGAAAUCACCUGACGAUGGCACAGGAUUCUCCUUUGUAAACUGCACAAUCAUUGGAACUGGAAAAAUCUACCUGGGAAGAGCUUGGGGUAAAUAUUCAACAGCAGUUUACUCAAACAGCAGGAUCGCUGAUAUGAUAACUCCUAGCGGAUGGAGUGACUGGAACAAGCCAGAGAGGAGAAGGACUGCAAUGUUUGCAGAAUUCAACAACACGGGCAAGGGAGCAGAUAGAAGUGGAAGGGUUAAAUGGUCCAAGUCUCUCAGCCUGGAGGAAGCCAUGCCUUUUGCGGAUUUGAACUUCAUAGCAGCAGAAAAAUGGCUUAGACUAUAGAGAUCUUGUCUCUAAAACUCCGUCUAUUCCCCUAUUCUUUCAAUUUUUUUCUUUUCCAUUAUACACAAGGGGCAAUUCAUACCGUCUUACCGGCAAAAACAUGCUUUGUUCAAGGGAGUAUUGGUGUGGCUCCUAUAGGAAUUAAUAUGUUCAAACUGAGCCUAAUGGCUCUAUAGUGAAAUACGAAAGAGAGAAA
Messenger RNA from Vitis riparia (riverbank grape), 1493 nucleotides. Its product is annotated as pectinesterase QRT1. The transcript is spliced from 5 exons. Gene Ontology annotation, molecular function: pectinesterase activity. Gene Ontology annotation, biological process: cell wall modification. NCBI's taxonomy places the organism in Eukaryota, Viridiplantae, Streptophyta, Magnoliopsida, Vitales, Vitaceae. Bases 218 to 1297 code for a protein of 359 amino acids. The record is from RefSeq and is a predicted model, not a curated record.